CUUCCUGCCUUAGUGUGUACUUUCACUAAUGAAGCCUGCCUUCGCCAAAGGAGCACCAGUGUGAGCAAGGAUGGAGACAUGGUGAUUGGGUGUUUCUUGUCUCUUUAUUUCUAUAUCUACUAUACUGCAAUCUUUGAUAUAAAGCCUACUAGAGAAUUCUAUUACUUUCCGCUGACGCCCAGCAACUACCAGAACUACCUGGCCUUCGCUUUUGCCAUAGAAGAGAUCAAUAGGAAUCCUCAUCUUUUACCCAACAUUUCUCUGGGCUAUGAGUUCCACAAUUUCAUUAGCUGUCAUUGGAUGAUGCUAGAAAGUUCCUUCAUUUUGCUCACAGGACAACACGAGAUCCCUAAUUACACAUGUGAGAGAGGAAGCAAGUGUGCAGCAGUACUGACAGAAAUGUCAUGGGGUACCUCGGGUCAGAUCGGAUCACUGCUGGACCUCUACAGAUUUCCCCAGGUCACCUUUGGCUCAUUUGAUGCUACACUGACUGACAGUGGCCAGUAUCCUUCUCUCUAUCAAGUGGCCCCAAGGGACACGUAUUUGGCCCUUGGUAUGGUGUCCUUGAUGCUUCAUUUCCACUGGACCUGGGUGGGCCUGCUCAUCACAGAAGGCCAGAAGGGUCUUCAGUUUCUCUCAGAUAUAAGGGCUGAGAUGGACAGGAACAGAGUCUGUGUAGCCUUUGUGAAAAUGAUCUCAACUGCGGCUGUGUCAUAUGUCUCAUUUACAAAGCAGCAUGAUGUCCUCACUGCUGAUACUGCAUUAGCCAAUGUGGUGGUCAUUUACUAUGAUACUGAUAGUACACAUGAUGUAAACUACAACAUAGUGCAAGACUCAGUGACGUGGAAAAUCUGGGUGACAAACUCACGAUGGCAUGCUGACCUUUCUGGGAGAGAUUUCAUACUUGACCCCUUCCAUGGGACUCUUGUUUUUUCACAUCACCAUGAACAGAUUUCAGGUUUCAAAAACUUUGUCCAGGAAGCUACCCCUUUCAAAUAUCCAGAAGACACUUACCUUUUUGUGUAUUGGUCCAAAAAUUUUGAUUGCUCCUUUUCUGACUGUGCCUUGAAGGACUGCACACCUAAUGCCUCUGUGGCUUGGUUGCCUCUGAAUCGUUUUGACACAGGCAUGAGUGAUGGGAGCUACAAUAUAUACAAUGCUGUGUACGCUGUGGCCCACGCCCUCCAUGCGAUGCUUUUGGAAGAAGUACAAAGGCCGCCAGUGAGAAAUGGACAAGUGAUGCUGUUUCACCCCUGGCAGCUGCAUCGCUUUCUGAAGAACAUCCAAUUUCACAAUCCUGCUGGAGACCAAGUGAACUUGGACGACAGAAGGAAACUGGAUUCAGAAUAUGACAUUCGCAAUUUUUGGAAUUUUCCAGAAGGCCUUAGACUGAAGGGUAAAGUAGGAACAUUUUCUACACAUGCUCCCUGUGGCCAAAAACUGACUUUAUCUGAGGAUAUGAUAGAGUGGGCCACAGGAACUGCAGAGACUCCCCGCUCAGUAUGCAGUGAGAGUUGCAAUCCUGGAUUUAGAAAAAGCCCUCAGGAGGGAAAGGCUGCCUGCUGUUUUGACUGCACCCCUUGUGCAGACAAUGAGAUCACCAAUGGCACAGAUUUCAGGGAAAUCAGGCUUGCUUCUGAGAUGGCGUUGGAUGGCAGAGCCAGAGGACCUGGGAAAGCAGAUAGCUCACCCAGUUUUCCUGAGGGCAAGGCCCCUCCUGUGCUGGUGGCAGGGUUGGUGCCAGAGGAUCUGGGCUCCCAGGCAGCAGGGGACAUGCCUGUGAACUGGCAUUUCUACAUAGGGGCACAGAGGAGUGCUAUGCCCAGUGAAGGCGCAGCAGAUCCACCGAGGACAAGAGCUUUGUCUCCUCAAGAUGCAGCAGAAGAAGUUACAGCAUAUCUUCAAUGCAACUUGGGAGUCUGGGGUGGGCAGGAAAUAGCCACUGUCUUCAGUGGUGUUGACAAAGGAGUGCUUACAACCAGCAACUACCAGAACUACCUGGCCUUCGCUUUUGCCAUAGAAGAGAUCAACAGGAAUCCUCGACUUUUACCCAACAUUUCUCUGGGCUAUGAGUUCCACAAUUUCAUUAGCCGUCAUUGGAUGAUGCUAGAAAAUUCCUUCAUUUUGCUCACAGGACAACACGAAAUCCCUAAUUAUAUGUGUGGGAGACAAAGUAAGUGUGCAGCAGUACUGACAGAAAUGUCAUGGGGCACCUCUGGUCAGAUCGGACCACUGCUGGAACUCUACAGAUUUCCCCAGGUUACCUUUGGCUCAUUUGAUCCUACACUGACUGACAGUGGCCAGUAUCCUUCUGUCCAUCAGGUGGCCCCAAAAGACACGUAUUUGGCCCUUGGUAUGGUGUCCUUGAUGCUUCAUUUCCGCUGGACCUGGGUGGGCCUGCUCAUCACAGAAGGCCACAAGGGUCUUCAGUUUCUCGCAGAUGUAAGAGCCGAGAUGGACAGGAACAGAGUCUGUGUAGCCUUUGUGAAAAUGACCUCAACUGGGGCUGUCUCAUAUGUCUCAUUUACAAAGCAGCAUGAUGUCCUGACUGCCGAUACUGCAUCAGCCAAUGUGGUGGUUAUUUACUAUGAUACUGAUAGUACACAUGAUGUAAACUACAUCAUAGUGCAAGACUUAGUGACAUGGAAAGUCUGGGUGACCAACUCACGAUGGCAGGCUGACCUGUCUGGGAGAGAUUUCAUACUUGACCCUUUCCAUGGGAUGCUUGUUUUUUCACAUCACCACAAAGAAAUCUCAGGUUUCAAAAAUUUUGUCCAGGAAGCUACCCCUUACAAAUAUCCAAAAGACACUUAUCUUUUUAUGUAUUGGUCCAAGAAUUUCGGUUGCUCAUUCUCUGAGUCUGACUGCGCCUUGAAGAACUGUACACCUAAUGCCUCCCUGGCUUGGUUGCCUCCAAAUCGUUUUGACACAGUCAUGAGUGAUGUGAGCUACAAUAUAUACAAUGCUGUGUAUGCUGUGGCCCAUGCCCUUCAUGCGAUGCUUUUGGAAGAAGUACAAAUUCCACUAAGGAGAAAUAGAGCAGUGAUGUUGUUUCGCUACUGGAAGCUGCAUCGCUCUCUGAGGAACAUCCAAUUUUGCAAUCCUGCUGGAGACCAAGUGAACUUGGAUGACAGAAGGAAACUGGACUCAGAGUAUGACAUUCUCAAUUUUUGGAAUUUUCCAGAAGGCCUUAGACUGAAGGGUAAAGUAGGAACAUUUACUUCACAUGCUCCCCUUGGCCACAAAAUGACUUUAUCUGAGGAUAUGAUAGAGUGGGCCACAGGAAGUACAGAGACUCCCCGCUCGGUAUGCAGUGAGAGUUGCACUCCUGGAUUUAGAAGAAGCCCUCAGGAGGGAAAGGCUGCCUGUUGUUUCGAUUGCAUCCCUUGUGCAGACAAUGAGAUCACCAAUGACACAGAUAUGGAGCAGUGUGUGAAAUGUCCAGAUCACCAGUAUGCCAACACUCAGAGAAACCACUGCCUGCAAAAAGCUGUGACUUUUCUGGCUUAUGAAGAUCCCUUGGGGAAGGCUCUGGCUGGCACCGCCCUUAGUCUCACUGUCCUCACAGCUGCUGUCCUUGGGCUCUUUGUGAAGCACCGACACACUCCCAUCGUCAAGGCCAACAACCGGGAUCUCAGCUACACCCUGCUCAUCUCCCUCACCUGCUGUUUCCUCUGCUCCUUGCUCUUCAUUGGCCGGCCCAGCACAGCCACCUGCAUCCUGCAGCAGACCACAUUUGCAGUCGUGUUCACUGUGGCUGUUUCCUCUGUCUUGGCCAAAACCAUUACUGUGGUGCUGGCCUUUAAGGUCACUGCUCCAGGCAGAAGGAUGAGGCAGUUGCUGGUAUCAGGGGCUCCUAACUCCAUCAUCCCUAUCUGCUCCCUGAUCCAACUCACUCUCUAUGUGGACGUGGAAACCCAGGGAUAUAAGGUGUGUUUCAAGGGUUCUGACUCAGAGAGCCUGGCCGCAAGCCUGACCAACUUCGUCCCUCCAGGUCAUGGUGUCCUCUCCAGUCCUCAGGACUCCCUCCCCACACUGCUGCCCAGAGGUGUGAAACAGGGCAGCCGAGUGGACCCUGGGCUCUGCUGUCACUGCCUGUGCCCUCAGGAAGAGGCCCCCUACUCUGGGUUUGGAGUCUGCCCCGAGUGA
Messenger RNA from Chinchilla lanigera (long-tailed chinchilla), 4149 nucleotides. RefSeq lists its product as uncharacterized. Gene Ontology annotation, biological process: G protein-coupled receptor signaling pathway. The annotation marks the transcript as partial. Lineage: Eukaryota; Metazoa; Chordata; Mammalia; Rodentia; Chinchillidae. The transcript has 14 exons. Gene Ontology annotation, molecular function: G protein-coupled receptor activity. The record is from RefSeq and is a predicted model, not a curated record. Gene Ontology annotation, cellular component: membrane.